AGACUGGCUCAUAAACUCCGCCAGCAGAACAGUCAGCGCUCGGCGGGAACGUUUGUUUUCAACAUAAACAAGAAGAUGGAGGGGUCGUCGAAUGAUAUAAUAUCCAGCACGACUGAUAAAAUCAAUUUAACUGAAGUCGAGGGUGUUGUCCAGUCAUGGGUGAUCGAUUAUUACUUCGCGGCGCUAUGUCGGCUCUUCAGAGACAGAUCUGCGCUGGAGUUUCGUAAAACUUUGAAACUAUUUGAAAGUAUAGUGGAUGAUCUUGAGUCGUGUUCCCACAGGUCAGAGCACCCCACUCAGAGAACGAUCUGCUGCUUCCUUGCCAGAGUGAUGGACGGGGAAAACCUGGAAGUCCGUUAUGAUCAUGUUUCUCAAAUCACUCCCUUGAUGUCAGCGUUGCCGAUUUGGGAGUCGUUAAAGAAAGUAUCUGAUUCAGACUUGCAUGCUAAGAUCAAGACGCUACUGAUUGUUCAGUCUGUUGCUGUGUGUGUGAAGAAAGGACAUUCAAAGUUGGCAAAUGAAACCCUGCAGUGGCUGGAAAAAGAGACUGAGUUACCAGCGAAACUACAAGGAAAGCUGACCACCAUUGUGAGUAAGAAGGACACGUAUGAUCAGCUCCUGAUGAACUUCACUUUCGACCAGCUUUUGGAGAACAUUGACACAUUCCUCAACACAUUCAGCCAGGGACGUUCCUCCGUUUUCUUAUUCGAAGCAGCAUUAAAAGUGGUUCAAGCCCGUCAUGAGAGAUCUGAGAAAACCUCAUCUGAACAGGAUGGAAGUGAAAGGACUCCAUCCAGCACAGAGUCAAACAAACCAGAAGAAAAUGAGGAACAGGUGGAUCCACUGGUGCUAAAUAUCAGACCCAAAAGGAAACUUUUUUCAAAGCAAAUUCAUGACGUAUGGAAACCUGAAACUGCCAAGAAAGAGCGAACCACGCGCAAGAGAACCUCCAUUUACAAAAUUUCCAGAAGUAGUGUCUGUUCAGAUUUACAAAGCAAUGUUAGUGUGACAAGCCAGUCCAGAAGGAAAUGGACCGCAGAAGAAGACAGGAAGCUGAAAGCAGGUGUGAGGAAGUAUGGGGAGGGCAAAUGGAGAAUGAUCCUGAAUGACUUUGAGUUUGACAACCGCACCGGUGUUAAUCUGAAGGACAGAUGGAGAAUCCUGAAGAAAAUAGAAGACUAUUGAGCUGCCGGCGGCUUCUGCUUUUAGUAUUUAAAGAGCUUUAGAGUUGAAGUUUUCAGUAUUUAAGCUGUUUUCAGUCACUUUUUGAAAGUGUAUUCCUUCUUUCUUUUUUUUCGGUUAAGUUUACGUAAUGCAUUUAUUCACACAAGUGUUUCAGAGUUCAGUGAAUAAUUCCAUUGUUAUGCAUGUAAUUUCACGAAAUAUGUUUGGAAUUCAGGAGCGCCGUUUUGUAAAUUAAAAGUAAAAACUAUUUAGCAGAAGUAUCACUGCUGGAAAAACAGCUUUAGAAGCUUUCUGUUGCUGUUUGUUUGAACUGUAAGACCAACAUUUGUCCAGUAGAGGAUGCAAGUGAGUUUGCAAGUUUUUUUGCCUUAAAUCUGUUCCUAGAGAUUUUCACAGGGGGAAAAAAAACUAAUUUGAAGCUACAACUGUAAAAACUAAAGAACUUUUAAUAAAUGUAUGUGAAAGUGGGA
Molecule: messenger RNA, 1655 nt
Organism: Sinocyclocheilus anshuiensis
Lineage: Eukaryota; Metazoa; Chordata; Actinopteri; Cypriniformes; Cyprinidae
Product: telomeric repeat-binding factor 1-like
Exons: 10
Biological process (GO): negative regulation of telomeric D-loop disassembly; negative regulation of DNA replication; telomere maintenance via telomerase
Cellular component (GO): chromosome, telomeric region; nucleus; nuclear telomere cap complex
Molecular function (GO): DNA binding, bending; telomerase activity; G-rich strand telomeric DNA binding
Source: RefSeq, a predicted model, not a curated record